UUUCGAUUUCUAUUCUCUAGAGAGCAAAAUGGCCCACGGGUUAUGUCUUGAAAAUCUUAAGAUCAUGAUUUAUAUCACGAUAUCUUCGGUGUUGCUUAUAUUGUUCAUACAAAGUCUACAUCGGAAAAUUCCCUCAAUUUCCAUAGAAGAGUUCUAUGUUAAUACCCUUAACAACACCGCUACCGGAAACACCACAGCCACCCCCACAACCAAGAACACCACCAUCUACUUUGAUCUUAAGCUUUACAACCACAAUCCGGUGGGAUUGUAUUAUCGUCCAAUGAAUCUUACUUUUUCUUACUUCCCAAACAAAACCACCAAUAGUAGUAUCCCCUUAGCUGUGUACACUUUACGUGGAUUUCAUCAAGACCAUCACAAGGAAAAGCACUUCCGUGACACGGUGAUGACGGGUGGAAUGAUGGUGCAGCCUGGUGGUGGGAGUGUGAUGGUAAUGAGGGUGGAUUUGGUUGGCAGGGUUAAGUUCAAGUCUAUUGCGCAAUGGAAGCGGUCGGUGGUUGUGGGGAUAGAUGUGGAGGUUGAUGAAUUCACAGGCGAAAAGCUUAAGAAGAAUAGCAUCAAGCUGAUCCCUUCUGGUGCAGCACAGGUGGUAGAUUGGCUCAUCUGUCUGCCGGCGCCGGCGGUGACGUUGCUUAUACUUAGUUGUUCUUUUAAUUUAAUGUUUCUUUGAGAUGUGGUUAUGUUAACACUUUUUUCCAGAUAUAGCAAACAUUAAUGUCCAUAAAAUGAGGGCCAUUUGUUUUGGUUUUUUAUUCUAGAGUUGACCAUGUUAGUGAUUUGAAAUUAAUGCAUGCUAGUUGAAGCUAAAAA
Molecule: messenger RNA, 828 nt
Organism: Lactuca sativa (garden lettuce)
Lineage: Eukaryota; Viridiplantae; Streptophyta; Magnoliopsida; Asterales; Asteraceae
Biological process (GO): defense response to other organism
Cellular component (GO): plasmodesma; plasma membrane
Source: RefSeq, a predicted model, not a curated record